CCACGAAGCCUAUAAUAGCACUUUUAUAAGAAAGAAAAUAUACUAAAAGUUCUUUUCAAAACUUUUCUGACGAAUGUUGAAAUCAUCGUCACCCUCUUAUUCAAAAACUUGUUGAAAGGAAACUUUACUCUCCAACUAUCUGCUCAAUCCGCAAAAGUAUCAUUUUGUAAGAAGAGUACCACGUUGAAUUUCACAACGAACAUCCAUAUCGAAGCCAAAUCUCAAUGACUAAGUCAGCCGCGUACUAAAUGUACCUAGCAAAUAUGAUAUAAUGAAACUAUGCACUGGUACUCACCCAAAAAAUAUUGUCGCUGGCUGCAACCAGUUCAACCGGAAUGCAUCGCUGCCGCCACCACUUGUCCCAUAACCAUCGACGUGUGUAUAGUCCAUCACUUGCGCCGUCGUGAGGGUUGUGACGCUGGUCGUAGUUGCUGCACUUGCCACAGCAAGGCGUGUGGAAGCACCAUACGGACCACCACCGCUAACGGUACUUCCGCUUGACGAGCCACAGCCACCCAAAUAUGUUGUCCUACUGACCACAUCUUGUUUGCUGGCCGUCAGCGACGCGGAAGCGCCCGUUAUAGCGCUUGUUUUUGAUGCGGCUGUAUGUAUGACGGCAAUUGCUUUUGUGGCGCGUUGUUGUUGCAACAAUUGUACUUGCAACCUUUGCGGUUGCUGCAACUGUUUGUGCUGAUACGACCACAAAGGCAGUUUCUCUAUGCGACGCACCUCGGCAGACAGACCACUGCAAUGUGUUGCAACUGCGGCGGCGGCAGCGUCAUCAGCAAGUGGCGCAACAUUUCCGGCUGUUGCCGCCGCUUCGCGGUCGCUGUAGCGGGCAACGCUAGUCGCUGUGGCGCUGGCAGUAGUGACUGUAGACGUGUGCAACCUGUUUGUGGCAUGUGGAUUGUGGCCCUGCUGAUAACGCGUUGUGCUGUUGGUUAUUGUGGUUGUUGUUGCUGUUUGUGUUUUAGCUGCCUUUGGGGUUGAGGCUGUGGCGGUUACCUUAGUCGCGCCAAUUGCUGUUUUUGUUGUUGUAGCAUUACGAUUUUUCGCUUGAUUGCAAGCAUUUGCCGAUGAGGCGCAACAACGAUGCGUUUGCGCUGGCUUAUGUUGCUGUUGUUGUUGGUUAUGGUAUUGAUAGCGAUUAUAACGCUGCGGUAUGGACGAUGUAGCUGCCGUUGUGGUUGUUAUUGUUGUUGUGGCCGCAGCUGGUAUUACUUGCACUUUGGCUGCUGGUUUAGACUGUUGUUGCAGUUGUUGCUGCCGCUUCUCGGGUUGCACGUGCGUUGUUUGACGUUGUGCACUGGCCGUUUGUUGUUGGCCAAAUUGAUUACUGUGGUGGGUCCGCAAAGCGCUGUGGAGAUAACCGGUUGUAGCCUGACCGAUACCAGCAACACCACCGCCACUACCCGCAUUACCACCACCACCCGCACCGCCAACCGUUAACGGUGAUGAGGCGGUGGAUGAGUUGGAAGCACUGCGCUGAUGUAAAUGAUGUGUGGGCGGCAGUAGUCUCGACCCUGGUGAUGAGCGCAGGUCAUUGAGCAUAAUAUCCAAGUCUGUUGCCAGCGAGCUGAGCAGCUGCAAGAGAACAGUAGUGUUGAAAAAUAUAAUUGUUGCAAAUUGAGGUACUUAAGCAUAAUAGCAGUAUUAGGCAAGCGAUAAUACUUUGGAAUUAGUGCUUAUAAGUUGCAGUUAGUAGAUUUAUUAAAAACUUCUAGACUAGAUUUUCACUGUAUAUGUCAAGUCUUGAAAAAUUCAGAGUCGAACAAACAACUGGUAUAAAUUUAGAAGUCCGACAUAAAUAGAUAAAUAUGUAAGUAAGGCGGAUGUCUGACGAUAAAUCUAGGCCUUUAGGAGGCCCAUUGUGAAACCAUCAGAACUAACAUCCCCUCACUCUAUUAUGCCCUCUCUCAAUCUCCCUGUUGAAUUCCAUCAAUUCAAAAAGUUCAACUUCCAAAAGACAUCGCCAAGAAACGCUCGACCAAUAGUUGCGAUUAUUAACCUAUACAAAGCCUUGCGUUUGCAUAAAAGAUGAUCCAUAGUCUCUUCUACUACUUGGCAGCUUCUACAGUAAGUGGUGUAUGGUAUCGAUAAUUCUAUUUUGAUCCGUCCGUAUAGAUAUUUAUCUCUGUGUCUUUGUUCACCUCACCCCUAUCCCACUCCUCCCUGGAAGGUAAGGCAAUAUUGGGGACCGAAUUUAAGUUUAAUUAUAAAGAAAAAAGGAGAAUAAGAGCUAAAAAAAAGGUUAUACCAUUCUCCAGGGUUUAUCGAAUUGAACCCCCAACUGGUAAUAGGCAAAUGGGUGAUACAAACUGAGAAAAGAUAGAACAGGAAACUAUACUACAUUUUCCACGGUUUGAUGCAUCAAACAGCCAUGGUCAUAAAUUUAAUAGAAUAUCACAACCAAUAUGAGAUUGAAUAGAAAGCGGAUUCAUCUCUUUAAAAUGGAUGUUCCUUGCUCUACAUGGGCGAAUCAUACCAACAACUGGUAUAAGUCAAAUAAACUAACAUAAUGAAAAUAAGAUAGCAUAGCAACUGAUUAUGCCACUUUAAAGACUAAUCCGUAAGGUCUAUUGUAUCGAAUUUAGGUUGAUGACUUUGUUGUUGCCUACAUAAGUUGAGACAAGAGAGCGGUGCAUAACGAACAGGCAAGAGACGAAUAGAACGCGAAAUUAUAAAAAUUAUUGUAAUAUAUCGAUUUUAUUAUCAUUUGUUUUUUGAACGAUUUUUAUGAAACUUUUUUCAAACUCAGAAAAACAACUAACUAAUUUGGCUUUGGAUAUCUGAAGUUUAAGGAACAAAGGGAUAGGCUAAGUCUCUCUUCUUCUAUAUUUCUUAAGAGAUUACUCUUUCAAAUCAUAGUCAUAUGAGUAUUGACUUUUAUUUUUAAAACCUAAGUUUCUAUAUAUGGAUGCAUUAAAACUAAUACUACAUAGUUAAAAAUUAGUUAUCGCUUGAAAUUUUUGAGAAUUUAUGCAUUAUUUUAUAAAUUUUCUUCGGCGGGCUGAAGUCUCUACCUUGGAUCGGAAAAUCUAUAGACAAGAAAAUUCAGUUACAGGGUCUGUAACGAGCUUUUAUUAAGUCAGGUUUUGAUCACAAUAGAGUUUUGUCCUAUUUAGGAAUUAAAAAUGGAAGCUCAAUAACAUUUGAUUACUUUUUUCCAUAUAUUACAUAAUCAUGAAGAUAUGAUGGUGUCUGCCGAGGUACCUAUAAUUUUUUUAAUGUACUGGAUAACCUACGAUAAAAUCAAAAAAGUAUCCAUAAGUCAUCAAAUACAGAGAUAAUUAUUUUUUAAACCUUGUGAAUCUUUACUCGCACCCUCGCCCUCUACUCUCUCUAUCGAACACGAUUUGCUUAUUUAGUAUUUUGUAAGCCAAAAAAUCGUAGGUGUUAGUUAUUUCAUCGUAGAACUAUGGUUUCAAGGAAAAGCUUGAUGUUGAGAGCCAUAUUUCAUAACUAUGAUUUUGAUGAGCUUAAGGGCUACCAAAAUAUAUAUAAUAAUAUUAUAUGAAUAUAAUAUAUAGUUUCUUCUUUUCUUUCUUCUAGCUUUUAUGCGGCUUACUCUGAAUGUUCGAGUACCACUUCGACCAACCUUGUGUUUUAACUAUUUUUAUCUAGAAUUCUAACUGUUAUACUUUUUCAAAAACUUCAUCACGGCAGGUCUUUUUGCUACUUUUUUGCAGACCUCUGGCACAUACACACACACACAUAUCUCCAUUGUCUUAUCAUCAAAACAUAUGUGGAACCUCGUCGAUUGCACUCAAUAUAAUUGACAAGUACUGAAAUAGUACAUAGUAAAUAACAAGUUCACAGUUAUCAGCAAACUAAUCAAUCUAACACGAUCUGAAGACAAUUCCAGCUUGGCAGUGAACUCACAGAGAAAGAUGUUAGCAGUUGGAAAGCGCGCGUCGCGUGGUUCAAUACCGUCUUACUUUUCGAGCGAAUGGUUGUAAACUUUUUUUUAUACAUAUAUCAUCUGUCGGGGUCAGAACCCAGAGUUGCAUUACAAGAUGGUGAAAAUGCGGCGGCGUCAAGUGAAGCGAAUGGUGAACAAGCUGAUCUACUUCAUAGUCUCCAUAGCAUUGCUCUCCUUCUUCACCACAACACUGGUAGAACGCCGAUUACGCAAUGUUGACGAGCAGACCACGGUAGCGACAGAUUUCAAUGGCGAUCCCGUCACGCCAGAAGUACCACGUGUGCGCAUACGCACACACCGCCCGCCUAAGCCACCGGUAAAACAACGCAUGGCGGCGCCACCACAAGCGGUGGUUGAUGCAAGAGCUCCAAAGAGCGAUAAAGCUGAGAAAGUGACAAAAAUUGCGAAAGGACUAUUUACAGUACCCGAAGCAGUGGGUGAGAAAAAAGAUUGGGAGGAUUUGGAGCUGAUGGAACGUGAUGCGAAGCGCAAGGGUUUGGGGGAACAUGGUGAAGCAGCUUAUGUAAAAGACGAAAGUCUGAAAGAGCUAGAGAAGGAAAUGUCGCUGGACAAUGGCUUCAACGCCUUGCUCUCGGACCUCAUAUCAGUCAAUAGAUCGGUGCCGGAUGUCAGGCAUGAAGACUGUCGUCACAUACCCUACCUAGCGAAGUUGCCCUCGACCAGUGUGGUCAUACCAUUCUAUAACGAACACAUCACGGUGUUACAGCGCACACUGCACAGUAUCGUCAACCGCACACCCCGCGAAUUGUUGAAAGAAAUCAUCAUCGUUGACGACAACAGCGAUCGUGAGUAUCUAAAAGGAGAACUAGAAGAGUUUCUGUUGGAGCACUUUGGCAAUCUGGUUAAAAUCGUACGCCUGUCCGAACGCUCGGGCUUGAUAACCGCACGCUUAGCGGGUGCACACGCAGCUACUGGCGAUGUUAUAGUGUUCUUCGACUCGCACAUUGAGUGCAAUUACAAUUGGCUACCGCCACUGAUUGAACCGAUCGCGGUAAACUACAAAAUAUCAACUUGUCCCAUUGUGGACGUUAUCCAUCAUAGUGACUUCAAAUAUGAUGGCGCACAACAGCAGGGUUCACGUGGUGCUUUCGAUUGGAAAUUUGGCUACAAACAAAUGUCACUACUGCCGGAACAAGAGCUGAACAAAACAGCGCCUACGCCAAAUCCUAUUAUGAUGGGUGGACUUUUCGCGAUUAGUCGACAAUUCUUCUGGGAGUUAGGUGGUUAUGAUGAGGGCUUGGAUAUCUGGGGCGCGGAACAGUAUGAGCUUAGCUUGAAAAUUUGGAUGUGUGGUGGCAUGCUUUUCGAUGUGCCGUGUUCGCGUGUGGCGCACAUCUUUCGUGGACCGAUGGCGCAACGACCGAGUCCGCGCAAACACAACUUCUUUGCGAAGAAUUGCAAACGCGUUGCCGAGGUUUGGCUGGACGAGUACAAGGAGUAUAUCUACAUGCGGAACGCAGAGGAGUAUGCAUCCGUCGAUGCUGGCGAUUUGACGGCGCAACGCGCUGUGCGUGAACGCCUCAACUGCAAGUCCUUUAAGUGGUUUUUAGAAGAGGUAGCGCCUGACAUGUUAGUGAAGUAUCCACCCAUCAACCCUCCAACUUAUGCCUCGGGCGUUGUGCAAAGCGGCGCCUAUCCACACUUCUGCCUCGAUACCAUGAAUAGAGGUAACGAAGAAGCUGUGGGUCUCUUCUACUGCGCUAAGAAUAAAACACAUCCGCACAACAAUCAAUACUGGGAGUUGAGUUUUUCGCGCGAUUUGCGGCAUUACGACGGCGAAAGCUGUUUGGAUGUGCAGUCGAUACAAGAAAAUGCGACAGUUUGGAUGUGGUCAUGCCAUGAACAGGGUGGAAACCAGUUCUUCUUUUAUGAUCGCGAAUAUCAGUGGCUGGUGCAAGGUGAACGCGGACACAUGUGUCUGGAGGCGUUCGUUGAUGGCGAAGAGCAUGCGGUCUAUGCGAAUGUGUGCGACAACUCCAAUCCGCGCAUGAAAUGGAUCUUCGGAGCGGUCAAUGACACCGCUCUAGACGCCUUUCACGAGCAGCUGCCGUACAAUGAAUAAUACUUGAAUUAUAUUUUUAUCUAUGGUAAUAGAUUUAAGUAUCAGCAAUGCUUAGUAAUGUCAUUAGCCAAUAUGCUGCUUAGCGUCUUCCCCGUUGCCACUUCUUUUAUAUGUAUGUAUGUAAUUAGCAAUGUUCUGCGCACGCCUUUAUCAGGUUCAUUUGAAAUAAAGUAUUAUUUUUCGUUUACAUUUUUA
Molecule: messenger RNA, 6200 nt
Organism: Bactrocera oleae (olive fruit fly)
Lineage: Eukaryota; Metazoa; Arthropoda; Insecta; Diptera; Tephritidae
Product: N-acetylgalactosaminyltransferase 4
Biological process (GO): protein O-linked glycosylation
Cellular component (GO): Golgi apparatus
Molecular function (GO): polypeptide N-acetylgalactosaminyltransferase activity
Source: RefSeq, a predicted model, not a curated record